CAAAUUUGGUUGAGCCCAGCGCACCAGCAGAACCAAGAUGGCUGACUGAGAAGCGACGCGCUGAAGUUCACUUUUAACUCCUAAUGCUGAAGCUCGCCAUCCUACACUGCUCGGUUUGGAUUGCCGUAUGUUGAGAACAGACACUGGGGUCCUCCAGACCAGGAUCAGAAGGUUUUCAUGUCCACAGCGUUUUCCAGGUGUCUUUUUCUGGGAUGUCCUGUCAAGGUGGCCUGAAGGGGUUCAACCCCGAAGAACAGACUACCACCCCUAACACUCCCACUGCUGAGAGACGACAGAGACAUCUACAGAUGGACACAUCCUUAUGUAGAGACCCCUGCACAGCUGCUUGAGAAACAGAACAGACCAAGCAGCAGGCAGCUGAGGCUGAACGUCGGGCCUUAUAGCUAGGACCCAUCUGGUCUUCAGACAGAAAUCACUUGUGCUGCUCUUACCUGUUGUUGAACCAACUUCCAUUUCUUACUUUGCAAUCUCCUGAUAACCAUCUUUCCAAUCAGUUAAAUAAUCAUCUAUCUUUCCCUUCUUCCCAUCUUUCUCUCAAUUAGCUGAAAGUGUUUUUGCACUGCAGAGCUAGAAGCAGACAGCAGGUAAUGGAUUAUGCUGGCCAUGGUGACCUAGUGUAAAUGGCUAUUCUUCAGCACAGCUCAGUGCCAGUAUCAACUGCUCGAUCUUCCUCCUCCACUCCCCUCUCCUCUCCCCCUUCCUCCACCUCUCUGCUCUCCUGCCCUGUUCAUUGGUGCUGCUUGCUUGCCAGUGCUGCCUCUACCCUCCAACACCAUGGUGGGUGCAGGCCUCGGUGUUUGGAAGCUAAUGAGAGGUAUACGCCAGCUGGAGCUUCACCGCCUCAUCCUGGCACUCAUCAUCUUCUGUUUGCUGUCCAUGGCCUUCCUAGCUUACUAUGUCUCCAACAGCCCCAAAAUCAAGGAGGCCCCUCCUUUACCCUUCAGUGACUGUGGUGGAGGAGGGGGCAUGUCACCAGGAGUGAGCACUGGGGCUGCUGGUAAAGGGCCAGGUGGCCAGAGGGCACCUCUUUUCCUUCCCCCACGCCAGGGACGACUAAGACACGUGAAGGCGAUGGACAGCUCCAGGACAGAGCCUGUGAUUCUGGUGUUUGUAGAGAGUAUCUACUCUCAGCUGGGCCAGGAGAUUGUAGCCAUAUUAGAGUCAAGUCGCUUCCACUACCGGACAGAGAUAGCUCCAGGUAAAGGUGAUAUGCCCACACUGACAGAGCGUAACCGUGGACGCUACACAUUAAUCAUUUAUGAAAAUGUGUUAAAAUAUGUCAAUCUGGAUGCAUGGAACCGUGACUUGCUGGACAAGUACUGUGCUGAAUAUGGAGUAGGUGUCAUUGGCUUCUUCAAAGCUAAUGAAAACUCACUUCUCAGUGCACAGCUCAAAGGAUUCCCUCUCUUUCUACACUCACACCUGGGACUCAGGGACUACCGCAUCAACCCCAAUGCUCCUCUACUCUACAUCACCAAGCCCAAUCAAGUGGAGCAGGGCUCUCUACCAGGGGAUGAUUGGACCAUUUUCCAAUCUAACCACUCUACCUAUGAACCAGUGCUUCUGGCCAGCACAAAGUCCUCUGACGUACUGGUACAUUUUGGACCCAGCCCUUUACGGGCCCUCCAUGCCACAGUGGUCCAGGACUUGGGGCUUCACGACGGCAUUCAGCGAGUUCUCUUUGGAAAUAAUCUCAACUAUUGGCUUCACAAACUGGUGUUUGUAGACGCCAUUGCCUACCUGACAGGAAAGAGAUUGUGUUUGUCCUUGGACCGUCAUAUUCUGGUGGACGUGGACGAUAUAUUUGUUGGCAAGGAGGGAACCCGUAUGAAGGUGUCCGAUGUGGAGGCAUUGCUCAACACUCAAAACAAGUUGAGAGCACUGGUCCCUAAUUUCACAUUCAACCUGGGAUUUUCUGGAAAGUUCUAUCACACAGGCACUGAUGAGGAGGAUCAGGGAGAUGACAUGCUGCUGCAACACAGGAUGGACUUCUGGUGGUUUCCUCACAUGUGGAGCCACAUGCAGCCUCACCUCUUUCACAACGUCAGUGUGCUGGCUGAACAGAUGAGGCUCAACAAGAUUUUUGCUCAGGAGCAUGGCAUCCCAACAGAUAUGGGCUAUGCAGUAGCUCCACACCACUCUGGGGUUUACCCGGUUCACACUCAGCUCUAUGAGGCCUGGAAGUCUGUGUGGGGAAUCAAGGUGACCAGCACUGAGGAAUACCCCCAUCUGAGGCCAGCUCGAUACCGCCGUGGCUUCAUCCACAAUGGGAUCCAGGUGUUACCCAGGCAGACGUGCGGUCUGUUUACCCAUACCAUUUUCUAUAAUGAAUACCCAGGAGGUUCAAAGGAGCUGGACAAGAGCAUCAGAGGAGGAGAGCUUUUCCUCACUGUCCUCCUAAAUCCUGUCAGCAUCUUCAUGACCCACCUGUCUAACUAUGGCAAUGAUCGUCUGGGUCUGUACACCUUUGAGUCUUUGGUGAAGUUUGUUCAGUGCUGGACCAACCUCAGGCUGCAGACAUUACCCCUCCAACUCGCCGAGAAAUACUUCCAGAUCUUCCCAGAGGAGAGAGACCCACUCUGGCAGAACCCUUGUCAUGACAAGAGACACAAAGAUAUCUGGUCUAAAGAAAAGACCUGUGACAGACUCCCCCGGUUCCUCAUCAUUGGACCACAAAAAACAGGCACUACAGCGCUUCAUUCAUUCCUGAGCCUCCACCCAGCAAUCACCAGCUCCUUCCCGAGUCCCACCACCUUCGAGGAGAUCCAGUUCUUCAGUGGCGCUAACUAUGACAAUGGGAUCGACUGGUACAUGGACUUCUUCCCAUUCCCUUCCAAUGUCAGCACAGACUUCAUGUUUGAAAAGAGUGCCAACUACUUUGACACGGAGGCGGCACCUAAAAGAGCUGCUGCUCUGCUACCCAGAGCCAAAAUCCUAGCAGUGCUCAUCAACCCGUCAGACAGAGCUUACUCCUGGUACCAGCAUCAGAGGGCCCACCAGGAUCCUGCAGCCCUCAACAACACUUUCCAUGAUGUGGUGACGGCCGGCCCCUCAGCCCCCAGAGACCUGCUGGCCCUUCAGAGACGCUGCCUUAAUCCUGGGGUUUAUGCUGCCCACCUCGAACGCUGGCUGCAACACUACCAGCCCAGCCAGCUGCACAUUGUGGACGGGGCCCUGCUGCGGUCCAACCCAGCGCUGGCAAUGGAAGGAAUCCAGAGAUUUCUUGGAGUCACGCCCAUCUUCAACUACACCCAGGCUCUAAUGUACGAUGAGAGCAAAGGCUUCUGGUGUCAGCGAGUGGAGGGAGGUCGAGCCAAAUGUCUGGGGAAGAGUAAAGGCAGGAGGUAUCCAGACAUGAGCUCUGAGAUUCGUUCUUUUCUGGCAGAGUAUUACCGUGAGCACAACAUGGAGCUGCUGCGUUUGCUGAAUCGGUUGGGCCAACCACUGCCGUCCUGGCUCCGCCAAGAACUUCAGAGUACCAGCUGGAGCUGAGGACACUUUGCUCACACAAACACAGGCAGACACUACACAGAACAGCUGGACCGGAGUCUGGGAUUGAGCCUUUUAGCUCCGGAUUAGACUGGACUACCUGAUCUGGAAUCAACAGCAGCACGCACUGAAAGAGCUACGAGGUUUUAGCUGAUCCUACCAGUGCUCCUGUUCCAUGGAAAAAAGAAGACUGUGCAACAUGAGAUCUCUGUUAAAGUGUUGGUCGCUGUUUGGAAAGAUCAAUGAAUUCAAUCCUCCCAAUCUGUUGCCAUCCUCUCACAAGCACCGGGCAGCCUGUGUGCUGGCGGUCAGUGUGCUGGAUGAGGCUCUCACCGAACACAUCAGCUGUGGAUCUAGUGGACUAGCAGGUUUGGGGCAUAAAGGACAGGUCAGACAGCCUUAAUAUGAGGAUAGAAGUCCACAGAGUGUGACUCUGUGGAUAUGGAGUGUGUCACUGGAUACAGGACUAACAUGCACAGAUACGGACGCACACGUCUCCACAUUCCCUACAAGUAUGAUUGUAAAGCAGUCCAGUUUUAAAAGGGUUGUAUAUGUUCGGUCAGGAGGCAGAAGACAGACAGAGCAGGCAGAACACAGUAUAGCCCACGUCCUCAUCCGGUUUUCAUCGUUAGACGUACAUGAACCUGCAGGUUCCACUGAAUGCUCAGUUUUCCAGUCUGUAGACUUUACAGACAGACAUUUUCAAAAUGGAUUGAACUAACCAUGAUGGGUUAAUGUGAAGAUCAAGUGCUUAGAUUUGGCACAUGACUAAAACACAGAUGUGGUCCAGGCUGUGCCACUGAAAUCCUGUCAGUGAUUACAUUUACUUUAUUUACAUAGGAAAAGAUGGUUUUUGACUGAUGACAGACUGUAACUAAGGUGUCCUUACAUUCUCCAGCUUUGUUUUAAAUUUUCAGAUGACCAUGCUUUUAGCCUAUACAGUAUAUAUGAAUAUAUAUUUUUAUCUGUUUGAGUUGAUACAAAUGACAUUGUAGUGUACUUGGACCACAACAUGAAAGUUCAGGUUUUCCUUCAGCUCUUCAUAGUAUCAUGGGUGUGAUCAGCUCCAUUGAGCAUUCAGUGUGGAGGUAAAACAGCGUUAUUUUGUUCUCUGGUUUCAUGAAACCACUGCCUUUCAUCAUGCAUCCACUGAUUGUGUAUACCAAGCUGAAGGGGCAAGAUUAAUGCUGAAAUGUUGAUGUCUCCAAGAGAAUCCUGUUUUGUAAUGAGGACCGUUGUAUCAGAUGAAACUGAUCCAGUGAGUCUUUGCUAACGGGGUUUUCUGGUCAUGUGGGAUUGCACUUCUGCAGUGUUGGAAGAUUCACAGGAAAGAGAUUUUAUAAAGUUGUCCAAAUUGAAGCAGCAGCAGCCUUAUUGCCUGGUAAACAGUCACAUCUUUUAGUCUUUGUCUCCAGUUUAUAACUCAGGUUUUCUCUUUUGUGUCCAAGCUGAAAUAACUCCUCAGAACAGGACAUGUUGACUGACUUUCACUCAAAUGCAGACAGUAGGAAAAGUAUCACUUUUGGGCUAUAAAGUGCUUUUUAUUUAUUUUUGUCAUCAUUCAAAAAUACCAUUUUAAUAUUGUUGAAUAGUUUGCACUGAUCCUGACAUGGUGUGGUCAUGAGGCAUGGCCCUGGACCACAGCUAUUAAAACCUAGUGUGGCUUUUUGGGUGCUUGACUGUGAGAGGAAGACGAGCACCGCAGCCAGUAGGAAUGCUACAUCCUGAGAAAAAAAAAAAAAGAUAAAAAAGCCUGUCAUUUGUCAAGUAUCGUCUGAAAGCCAACACACAUUUCUAAACCCACUUUAUUCCCUCUCACACUUGUGUUGACAUCUGAGGAUAGAACCCACAAAUGUCACGGGACAAGAAAGCAGACGUCAGAGCCAAAACACAGACCAAUCAGAAGCUGCUGUCUUGUUGUUUUCUGUUUGUUUUGUAUAACUGUCAAAAGGCCAACACUGUAUUAUCGCUAAUAAACACAUAAAGAGGUUGGAAUGA
Acanthochromis polyacanthus (spiny chromis) is the source of this 5508-nucleotide messenger RNA. RefSeq names its product N-deacetylase/N-sulfotransferase (heparan glucosaminyl) 2a (gene ndst2a). The record is from RefSeq and is a predicted model, not a curated record. Lineage: Eukaryota; Metazoa; Chordata; Actinopteri; Pomacentridae. Gene Ontology annotation, cellular component: Golgi apparatus. Gene Ontology annotation, molecular function: deacetylase activity; heparan sulfate N-sulfotransferase activity.